Messenger RNA from Penicillium longicatenatum, 1119 nucleotides. RefSeq lists its product as uncharacterized. The transcript has 2 exons. Gene Ontology annotation, biological process: regulation of DNA-templated transcription. NCBI's taxonomy places the organism in Eukaryota, Fungi, Ascomycota, Eurotiomycetes, Eurotiales, Aspergillaceae. The record is from RefSeq and is a predicted model, not a curated record. Gene Ontology annotation, cellular component: nucleus. Gene Ontology annotation, molecular function: transcription cis-regulatory region binding; DNA-binding transcription factor activity, RNA polymerase II-specific. Bases 1 to 1119 code for a protein of 372 amino acids.
AUGCCGCUGUGUGCAUGUAUUCGUCUUGAUAAAACCUGUGAGCCAUCAGAAUCGGUUCGCAGGCGCAAUGCGCAGACAGCCGCAGCCGAGGCGUCGGAUAUGCGGAUCUCUCGGCUGGAAGAUAAGAUGGAGAGCUUGUUAUCUGCCAUGCAGUCUUUCAUCGGUGCUCGGGGGGAGACUGCGCCUGCUGUCAAUGUCAUUGAACCGAUCAAUGGACACGGCAGUGCUUCAUCGAUCACGUCUCAUUCGAAUAGUACUCUGGUGAACCCGACAGGCACGAACCUUGCAUUCAGUGAUGGGUCGACAUUCGCAGCGGGUUCCAUUGCGACAGUCUCGCCGCACCCAAAUACAUUUCUACUGCCCCAUCAGUACCCUCUAUCUCCCACUACUCCAUCAUUGAUCCAGGCAGACGAACGAUUAAGUUUUUUCCGAUCCCGCAUGCUGCCAUUUUUCCCUUUCAUCGACUUGACCCCGAAUAUGACAGGCUGGUAUCUGCGGCAGAAUAGACCUUUCCUAUUUCAAGCCAUCCACACGGUGACCAUCUUCUCAACGCAAGAAAGGCUGGCUCAACUCGAAGAGUUGAAGCGUGUCUUGUUCACAUCUGCUCUGCUCGAAGUCCAGUCAAACAUUGACCUGUUGCUGGGAUUGUUGACGUAUAUAACAUGGAGCACGGAUGCUUUCCUCGGCAGAGCAGACCUCCUCUCACGACUCAUGAUGCUAGCAAUUUCACUUGUAUAUGAUUUGCGAUUGUUCAAGCCGUCCUCGACAGACGUGGAAGUUAUGAUGAUGAUCACCCAGGGGCGGGCUGAUGAUAAUAACCAGAGCCCCGCUGAUGAAACGCCCUAUGAGUUAUUGGAAAGGCAGCGGGCAGUACUGGCAUGUUUUAUACUGAGCUCCAAGUGCGUGUGCUCUCUGAUUAUUUAUCAAACUCGACAGGAGUCUUGUGCUCGCGGCUCAGCGUUACUAACAUUGACUUUCUCAGUAUCUCGUCCCACCUUGGGCGCCAAGAUGCUUUACGAUGGACGCCGCAAAUGGAGGAAGCGCUUCGACUCAUUACCACGAAUAAAUCAUGCGCCUCAGAUGAGUUAUUCGUCUCUCAAGUCCGCUUACAGUUGUUAA